Geodia barretti is the source of this 1250-nucleotide messenger RNA. NCBI's taxonomy places the organism in Eukaryota, Metazoa, Porifera, Demospongiae, Tetractinellida, Geodiidae. The record is from the annotation of a GenBank genome assembly.
AUUGUCUGUGUUUUUGUACGCUUGGGUAUGUUAUUGUCUGUGUUUUGUGUGCUUGGGUGGGGGAGGUUCUUUCUUUUCCUCUGAGCUAGUAUGCUAUAAACAUGUUUUUUCAUGGUUGCUAUGUGGCGGUGCCUCAAGGCUAGGAUUGCAUGGACACUGGGUUGCCGCCCAGAGGCUACGAGGCAGUACUGCACCACAGUAGAGGAUCUGAUGUCUGCUGACCAGACGUCCAGCAGUGCUGCCACUGACCCCAGCAGUGGAGGGUCCUCCUAUCAGGACAUAGUGGUCUCUGACAGUGGAGGAGCCGGACUAUACUGUUGAACAGACCACACAAGUACAACGCCAUUACCCUCCAGAUGUACAGGGAGAUCCAGGAGGCACUCCAGGCAGCGGGAGAGGACGAGGCGGUGGUGUGUGCAGUGUUGACUGGAGCUGGGGACUACUACUCUAGCGGCAACGACCUCUCCAACUUCACUAACAUCCCUCCCGAAGGGCCUCAGAAAAUGGCUGCCGAGGCCAAAGACACCCUCAAGGAGUUUGUCGGGACGUUCAUUGACUUCCCCAAGCCACUGAUAGCAGGAGUGAACGGACCAGCAGUGGGUAUCCCUGUCACUCUCCUCGCACUCUGCGACCUCGUCUACGCCGCCGACAACGCCACGUUCCACCUCUCCGUCAUGUCCCUGGGCCAGUCUCCUGAGGGCUGUUCCUCUCUCCUCUUCCCCCGGUUCAUGGGACCAGCUCAGGCUAACGAGAUGCUAAUGGCAGGGGUGAAGCUGACGGCUGGGGAGGCGUACGAGCGUGGGCUGGUCACGAGGGUCUAUCCCAAGUCAGAGUUUCAGCAGAAACUGACAGAGAAUGCACUCCACAUUGCCAGCCUACCUCCAAUGUCGCUGCAGAAGUCGAAGGCCCUGAUACGGAGCAGUAUGAGACAGCAAGCUGCACGAGGUAAACGAGGCAGAGUGCCAGCUGCUGGAGGAGAGAUGGCUGUCUGACGAGUGUGCUGCCGCCAUCAUCAGCUUCAUGACCAGGAAGAAGGACUAGCCUCUCACCAUGCCGGUCAAUUCCCCAUCGUUCCUCCCUUUCCUGGCGCUCUGUUUUAGUUUUAGUUUUAGACACUCUGUUUUAGUUGUACAGUUGUCAACUGCCAUCCCACACGUCAUUGGUACAGGCAAACAUUAUGUAUGAAGCAACUCUUUUUGUAUGAGAAAGUCUCAAAUUGCAGUUGCACAGGCCCAUAAAUUUGGAUGAGA